UUUUCCCCGGUGAUAUGGCAGCCCUGUCAGCCGAAAGGAGAAUUGUAUAAUUUACUUUGUUGUGAUUUCUUUGCUUUUUAUGAAUCAAAUAUAGUAAAAUAAGGGAAAUACCUGCGAAACAUGGCGCUGCGCAUCCUGAAGACCUUGAGGCCGGUGGCCCAUCCACUGGCAACGACCUUGGCCGGCGGGCAGAGGCAGGAGUUUAUUCACACGACGCCGGCGUGCUGCGAAAUCCGGAAACUGGCCCGUUUGCGGGUGGUGGACAACAGCGAUUUGGGCAAAAGGGCGAUGGCCGAGGGACGUCCGCCCAGGUGCAUCCAUGUGUACAACAAGCGGGGCGUGGGCCUCAUCGGGGACAAGGUCCUGGUGGCCAUCAAGGGACAGAUGAAGAAGGGCAUCCUCGUGGGACUCAAGCAGAACCAGAAGCCCAAACAGCCCAAGUUCGACAGUAACAACCUGGUCCUUAUCGAUGACAACGGCAGUCCCUUGGGCACCCGCAUCCAUGUGCCCAUUCCCACGAUCCUGCGCACCAUCCUCAAGGAGAAAACACUGGCUAAAGGAGCCGAUUACACCAAGGUUCUGGCCAUCGCCAGUAGAUAUGUUUAAGUUCCCGUGGGAUCCUAGGGAUCCCGUCUUCCUGUUGCUAAAUGAAUAAAGUUUAUCCAACCGAA
Molecule: messenger RNA, 671 nt
Organism: Drosophila rhopaloa
Lineage: Eukaryota; Metazoa; Arthropoda; Insecta; Diptera; Drosophilidae
Gene: mRpL14
Product: 39S ribosomal protein L14, mitochondrial
Exons: 1
Coding region: 121-606 (161 amino acids)
Biological process (GO): translation
Cellular component (GO): ribosome; mitochondrion
Molecular function (GO): structural constituent of ribosome
Source: RefSeq, a predicted model, not a curated record